AUGCAGCCCUCAUUUGGCAGCUUCCUCGUCACCGUCCUGUCUGCCUCCAUGGCAGCAGGCAGUGUCAUUCCCACCACAAACACCAACCCCGGCUCCUUUGAGAUCAAGAGAUCUGCCAACAAAGCCUUCACAGGCCGCAAUGGCCCUCUCGCCUUAGCCCGCACCUACGCCAAGUACGGCGUCGAAGUCCCCAAAACUCUGACCGAUGCCAUUGAGUUGGUAAAGUCCAUCCAGCUCACCAAGCGCGGCACCGGCACCGUCACCGCUACACCUGACGACAACGACAUCGAGUAUCUCGUCCCCGUCAAGAUCGGAACUCCUCCUCAGACACUCAACCUGGACUUUGACACCGGCAGCUCCGAUCUCUGGGUCUUCUCGUCAGAUGUUGAUCCGAGCUCAUCCCAGGGCCAUGAUGUCUACACGCCGUCCAAGAGCACAUCUUCCAAGAAGUUGGAGGGAGCAUCAUGGAACAUCACAUACGGAGACCACUCAUCAUCAUCCGGCGAUGUCUACCGCGACGUCGUCUCCGUCGGAAGCCUCACAGUAAAGUCCCAAGCCGUCGAGGCCGCUCGCAAUGUCUCUGCGCAGUUCACCCAAGGCAACAACGACGGCCUCGUGGGCUUGGCCUUUAGCUCCAUCAACACUGUCAAACCCACUCCGCAAAAGACGUGGUACGACAACCUCGUCGGCAGCCUCGACUCUCCCGUCUUUGUUGCCGAUCUCCGCCACGAUGCGCCCGGCAGCUACCACUUCGGCUCCAUCCCCUCCGAAGCCAGCAAAGCCUUCUACGCCCCCAUCGACAACAGCAAAGGCUUCUGGCAAUUCAGCACCAGCAGUGCCAUUGGCGGCCAAUUCAACGCUGUGGCAGAUACUGGCACCACGCUGCUCCUGGCCAGCGACGAGCUCGUCCAGGCCUACUACAAGCAGGUCCCGGGCGCCCGCGUGAACCCGUUUCUGGGCGGCUACGUCUUCAACUGCACCGCCCAUCUGCCGGACUAUACCUUUACUGUGGGCGAGGGCAACAUUACGAUCCCUGGCACCUUGAUCAACUAUUCCGAGGCUGGCAACGGUCAGUGUUUUGGCGGCAUUCAGCCCUCUGGGGGUCUUCCUUUUGCCAUCUUUGGUGACAUUGCUCUCAAGGCUGCGUAUGUUGUCUUUGAUAGUGGGAAGAAACAGGUUGGCUGGGCGCAGAAGAAAUAG
This is a messenger RNA of Trichoderma citrinoviride, 1200 nucleotides long. RefSeq names its product acid protease. Gene Ontology annotation, molecular function: aspartic-type endopeptidase activity. Gene Ontology annotation, biological process: proteolysis. The record is from RefSeq and is a predicted model, not a curated record. The coding region runs from base 1 to 1200 and encodes 399 amino acids. NCBI's taxonomy places the organism in Eukaryota, Fungi, Ascomycota, Sordariomycetes, Hypocreales, Hypocreaceae. The transcript has a single exon.